Molecule: messenger RNA, 14830 nt
Organism: Ctenopharyngodon idella (grass carp)
Lineage: Eukaryota; Metazoa; Chordata; Actinopteri; Cypriniformes; Xenocyprididae
Gene: anks1b
Product: ankyrin repeat and sterile alpha motif domain containing 1B
Exons: 26
Coding region: 336-4181 (1281 amino acids)
Cellular component (GO): cytosol
Molecular function (GO): protein binding
Source: RefSeq, a predicted model, not a curated record
GCGCGCGCGCGAGGAGAACAGCGUGUGUACGGUGACCGAGAGCGCACGGACAGAGCUGCUUGUGAGUGUGAUUUAACCCGCGUCUCCAGGCAACCGGCCCGUCUGGAGGACCAUCAUCCUCCCGUUAAGCUCAGCUGCACCGGGACCGCGUUAUACAGUAAAUAUCCGGAGCAUCAUUCCAUCAUUGAGCUCCGGUAUGGACUAACGGCUUUAUUCAUACAGCAGCGCACGGCGGAGCGUCUGUUUGUCGGUAACAUGCUGCAGAAAUACUAAUAGGAAACCUCGCCGUUCAGUCCGGAUUGUUUUUGUUCUCGUGGAUUAAACUUGUGUCCGGGAUGGGGAAGGAGCAGGAGCUGCUGGAGGCGGCGCGGACUGGGAAUGUGGGGCUGGUGGAGAAGCUCUUGAGUGGGAAGAAAGGAUUGCUGGGCUCGGGCUCCGGCUCCAUACCUCUGCCCGGGUUACUCAGUAUGUGGAGAGGCCUCAAUGUGAACUGUGCAGACGGCUCAGGAUACACACCUCUGCAUCACGCGUCUCUAAACGGACACAGGGACGUGGUGUUGAAGUUGUUGCAGUUUGAAGCUUCCACUAAUGUGGCAGACAGUAAGGGCUGUUUUCCUCUGCAUCUGGCCGCAUGGAGAGGUGACGUGGACAUAGUCCAGAUACUGAUCCACCACGGGCCGUCCCACAGCAGAGUUAAUGAGCAGAACCUUGAGAAGGAGACGGCUCUGCACUGUGCGGCUCAGUACGGUCACUCAGAGGUGGUCCGUGUUUUGCUGCAGGAGCUGACAGACCCCAGCAUGAGGAACAGUCGCGGGGAAACGCCGCUGGAUCUGGCUGCCCUGUAUGGCCGGCUGCAGGUGGUCCGCAUGCUACUGACCGCCCACCCCAACCUCAUGAGCUGCAAUACGCGCAAGCACACACCUCUACAUCUGGCCGCACGGAAUGGCCAUUACUCUACCGUUCGAGUGCUGCUGGAGGCCGACAUGGACGUUAACACACAGACAGAGAAAGGAAGUGCUCUCCACGAAGCCGCUCUCUUCGGAAAGAUGGAUGUAGUUCAGCUACUGCUUGACUCAGGGAUUGAUUCCAACAUCAGAGAUAGCCAGGGAAGAACUGCUCUAGAAAUACUGAGAGAACAUCCGUCACAGAAAUCACAACAAAUUGCUUCUCUUAUACAAGAUUAUAUGAUGUCAGAUUGUGACAGAGGGAAUUUCCACGAAGAUUUAGCACAGCAGCGCCCAAUACCAACACCACGCACAUCAAUACCCUCACCUGUGCCCUCCCCGUCUCUGCGGCAUAAAAAUGACGCAGUAACAGGGGAGUUGUCCAAGUUGCUGAAUGAAAUAAAGAUCUGCCGUGAUAAGGAUUGCUCCUUUGAGGAGCUGUGUCAGACCAUCUCUUCUCACUCUCAGUCCAUGGAGAGCUUCGGCAGUGGGCGUCUGUCUGACGAGGAACGGAACGGCACUCUCACUCGAAUAAACAAGCGGCCCACUCCCCCAUUGCCCCCGGCUAUGGAAGAGGAGGAAAAGAGCUGCGGACCAUCAGGCCUGUGGGAGGCGCUCACUCCCUGCAACGGCUGCAGAAAUCUGGGCUUUUCUCAGGACAGUCGAUGUGGUGAAAUUGCCCAUUCUCCAUCAUUGGACGUGUUUUUACCAGAGGAUGAGGACAACCCUUACGAGUCAGUGGCUACAGCUGUCACACGCAAACCCUGCUCUCUGGACAUCCAACUCCACAGCGCCUGUCCUCGCAACGGCCACUUCUCACACGUGUCGGUCAGUGAUGCAGAGCGAGGUAACCAUGGUGACGACUCUACAGGCCUGACUCCUGACUGCUCGCCUCCUUCACCUGAUACGGCCCUGAGGAACAUAGAAAGAGUCAUCCGCCCCCAGCCAAAGCAACGGACCUCGCUGUCCUCCUCCCAGGACGUCCAGAAACCUCUACAGAACCACAGCUGCGAACCUUCGGAGGUCAGCUCAUCUCUUGGCUACGCCAGCUUCAGCACCAGCCCCCCCGCCAGCCCCCCCAUCAGCCCCGCCAACUGCUCCACCGGAUCCGCCGAAGACUACGGCCUCACUGAAGAGGCAGCACAUCAGAAAGAGUGCAUAGAGCGAGACGACCGGAGAAACAGCCACGUUCCCGAGCAGUUUGCCGGCCUCCUCCACGGCUCAUCUCCUGCCUGCGAAUCCCCCGAUAACCCUUACCAACUCUACGGCAAAGUGCGAAAGUUUAGCGUUCCUGAGCCCCCGCUCCGGCACGGGAAUUUUCUCAGAGCGCCUGAGUACUCGCCUCCGUUCCCUCGCACUGGCAGUGAGGCAUCUGCCCUUAAGACCCAAAGAGAAGCCAAACCGCAGAUAGUCUACAGGACGAUUUUUCACACACAGGUCAACCAGGGCACGUUAACGCUCGGCGGACAGGGUGACAAGACCACAGGCGUGCAUGUGAGGAACGGGGAGGCCAGGAGCAACAGCACGGGCGGCAAUAGCCCAGCAAGCAGCAAUACCAGCUACGAAGAAAGAGCCUGCACACUUGGGAGGAUGAGGUCCAUGCCAAAAAACGUUUUGGACCUUCAGCUGUCCAGAAAUUUCUCCAAAUCAGACUCUAACCUGGUGGCCGUGUCUCCCAUCGAGGAAGAGCAGUGGAGUUCCAGAGGGCAGAGCAGCCCCGGUAAAAGCAGCCCCAACAGACUGGAGAGAACCCCCUCCUUUACGGCAGAGUGGGAAGAGAUUGACAAGAUUAUGAGCUCCAUAGGUGCUGGAAUUGGCACAGAGUUGGAGGGGAUUACGGAGAAUCACUCAGGCCCCCGCUGCCCCGUCCAGUCCGUGGGACAGUGGUUGGACAACAUCGGUCUGGUGCAGUACGAAAACCACCUGCUGUCUAAUGGCUUCGACAACGUUCAGUUUAUGGGCAGUAAUGUCGUGGAGGACCAGGACCUGCUGGAGAUCGGGAUUUUAAACUCCGCCCACAGACAGCGACUUCUUCAGGCUAUUCGCCUGCUGCCCAGGGUGCGACCCAUUGGUUACGAUGGAAAUAACCCCACCUCAGUGGCCGAAUGGCUGGAGUCUCUGGAGCUGGGAGACUACACCAAAUCUUUCCUCAUCAAUGGCUACACAUCCAUGGAGCUGGUCAAGAAGAUCUGGGAGAUCGAGCUCAUCAACGUUCUAAAGAUUAAUUUGAUCGGCCACAGGAAAAGAAUACUCGCGUCGCUUGGAGAUCGACUGCACGAAGACCCUCCACAGAAACCACCACGGGCCAUCUCUCUAAGGGAGCCCACCGGGAAUCACACUCCCCCUCAGCUGUCCCCGUCUCUGAGUCAGGCUUACCCCAACGCCGGCUCUCUGGACGUCCAGCAUCUCAUCAUGCAGGCCGACGCCCGACGCAGACGCAACGACAACUACUUCGAGGACGUGCCGCGCUCCAAACUAGAAAGACAGAUGGCACAAGUCAGUAUGCAAGGGGAAUGGUGUGAGCCAAUCACGUUACGGCCUCCGAACGAGGCAACGUCAUCUACGCCGGUGCAGUACUGGCAGCACCAUCCCGAGAAGCUUAUAUUCCAGUCGUGUGACUACGAAGCAUAUUAUCUGGGGUCUAUGUUGGUGAAGGAGUUGCGCGGCACAGAGUCCACGCAUGAUGCCUGCGCAAAAAUGAGGAAGUCUACAGAACAGAUGAAGAAGAUUCCCACCAUAGUACUGUCUGUCUCCUACAAGGGCGUCAAGUUUAUCGAUGCCACUAACAAGAACAUCAUAGCUGAGCACGAGAUCAGGAAUAUCUCGUGUGCCGCGCAGGACCCCGAAGAUCUGUCCACAUUUGCGUACAUCACCAAGGACCUGAAAUCCAGCCAUCAUUACUGCCACGUGUUUACAGCUUUCGAUGUGAAUCUGGCCUAUGAGAUUAUCCUGACGUUGGGCCAAGCGUUUGAGGUGGCGUAUCAGUUGGCCCUGCAGGCCAGAAAGAGCGGCCACGGUUCAUCCACUCUGCCCGAGAGCUUCGACAGCAAACCCUCCAAACCUGUCCCUAAACCUCGCGUCAACAUACGCAAGUCUAUGGAACAGCCCUCAAUGGAUCAAAAGGGCCACGCCAACGUCCCUUGGAUAGUCGAGCCAGGACAGGAAGCCAAAAGAGGAGCCAACACCAAGGCAAUGGCGGACGCCCAUGUCUAUUACAGUGGAAUUCAGAGAAUGUAGCCUGCCCCUAACAUGGACCCUCAGUCUCACAUGCAUUGCAAAUAAGGACCGCAAAUACGGAACCUAAAAGCGUCACCGGAGCCUCUCGUAACGCAUGUGUAAGGAUUCGCACGAGGACUUUUUCGACUGGGACUUGCCGUACGCGUACAAGGACUGCCGACGUGGACCCGUGGCCUUUUAACGAAACACUCGCAUGCACGCGCACACACACACACACACACACACACUGCAUAAAAAAAAACAAUAGGAGGAGACUGUGGAAUCUGAAUGUACACUUUUCAAGAGGCAGCGAUUUGAGUUGCGUUCCAAUGGACGGUGGCCGUCACGGAACUUUGUUGCGGGAAAGGCGAGUCACCGCGGAGACGGUCUCGCUACGGCGACUCGGUCACACUACAUUGACUUUUCACUAAAUAUCUAGUCCAAAAUACCAUGGCAUGUCUGGACUGGAAAAAACGGACUUUUACAUGAAUUGCUGUAUUUUUCUUUUCAGUUUUCCUUGUUUCUUUCUUUCUUUCUUUCUCUCUUUAUUUUGUUUGUUUGUGGUUAAUGAUUUAAAAAUAUGUAUAUGCACAAUGUGAAUGGACUCAUUGCACUGGACAACCAUGAAAUGGAUGCGUCUGGUGCCAAAAUCACUACAGGAUGGUUGUUAAGUUCAUUGGCGGCGCCAUGCAGAUUAUUAUUGAUAUAUACUGUUUAAUAGAGAACUAUAUUACCAUUACUGUAAUAUUUACAAUUAUUAUAAUUAUUCUUAUUGUGCAAUUCUCGUCUGAUGUCGUCUUAACGUUACAUUAUUUUUAUAUGAUGCGUCAAGCUUGAAUAUGCAGCCAUCUGAAAAAAAAAAAAAUAUUGUAGUACUACAAAGAAACCGAAUGUGUGGAUGGCUCCACUUGCAUUUCAGAUGAAAAUAUAAAAACAGAUCUUAUUUUCACUCAUUGUCAAUGUAGAAUUUUGCCACAGUUCUGUAAAUAAAUAUUUUGUUGACUCAUUGUUCAUAUAUGUUAUUAAAAAACAACAAAAAAUGUAUAAAGAAUGACAGAAUUAAAAACAAAUUUUUGCAGACAGGUCAAAGGGCACACAUUAUAAUUUAAGGUACGAGCAACCGGCGGAUUUGUGACAUCAUUGCGGACUAACAUGUGUAGAUAGGCUUGGGCUUCCAGCACACAAAUUUUGUAAGUUUGGUCUUUAUUUAUAUUCUUGCAAAGCACAUGGAAUAAAUCCAGAUUGUAGAACCAUUGUCCUUUCUGUGGCCUGUGUUCCUAUCUUCUUUUCUUUUUUCUUUCUUUCUUUCUUGUGUUUUAUCUGUCCAUUUAUAGAGUGGUGCACGGAUGACGUUAAAAACCUGGUAGACUAAUUGUCCACUGGUUCCCUCGAGAGUUUUCAAUGGGGUAUUAUAAUGGGUUUUUCAGAUUUAUCAGUAAAAUAAAGCUUGUGGUAAUCAUAACUUAUGAUAUUUUGAUGUUUUGUUCUACAGCGUAAACUGCACACACGCACACCCCAAACUGUUUUAUGUAGUUACUUAUAAAAUGGUUAGUUCCUGUCCUUGAUUCUAAUUGGUCAAUAGCUGUGUUUUAUUCACGAUAAAACACGGCUAUGACCGCUUCAUCCAACGGUUCUGUGUAUCACUACACGACACGCUUAGCAACCACUCUUGGCAACAUAAACUGUUUGUUCCCAAUUUAUAUUGUUCAUUGAAGCUUCCUGUAUUGUGAGAAAGAGAUCGAGCGAACGAGUUUAUUACCUGCAUUCAGAUUUAGCGUUUUCUUUCAGGUCAGUCCUGUGUUCAUAAUAAAAAAAUCUGUUUAAAUGUCUGCUGCAAUAUCUUGUCCUUUUAACAGUUAAGGGGUUUUCCCGUGACCGACAGUACUAGCCAAAGCAUUUAUCAGUUGCGUCUUGUUCCGUGUUCACAGCAAUUCAGUCUUUUCGAUGUAAAAAUGUCUUCGCUACUGACUGACACACUCAUAAAGACAGUCUUUGCUGCCAUCUAAUGGCCUAAUAAUGUAACUUAUGUUGCUGUUCACAGGUCAGGGACAAAUUGUUUCUGGAGGAAGGAAGGCUUUUAGUGAAAGUUUACUUCAUGAAAGGUGCAUAGAUACAUAUUUUUGGCUUUAAUAUUUGUAUUGUGUGGUAACCAUUUUAUAAAAGCAAUAAGGUACUCGAAGCUAGUGUUGUAUCAUGAAUAAGUCACGGCCGAAGGGGUUGCGGGCACUCCGCUUUGCGUCGUGUCUAACAACGCCUUUCAUCCGUGACUUGUUCACGAUACGGCACUAGCCUCUCGUACCUUAUUGCUUACUUGUUAGAAACAUACAUUUUCAAAAAUAAGUAACUGCUUCAAAAUUCAUGCUUUCAGUAUGGUUGUGUGUAAUUUACAUUGUAGAAGAAAAUGCCAAAGUAUCAUCAAGUUAUGUGAACCACAGACAGGCUUUUUUUUACUCAUAAAUUCAACCCCUGGGUUUUGACGUCAUCCCUACUCUUUUGUUUUUUCUUGUUGAAUUGUUGUUGAAUUACUGUUGUCAAUCAACUGUUACCCAUCAAUAUUCUAUCUGUACCCACCCUAAUUAUUUUGUUCUAUCUAUCUAUCUAUCUAUCUGUCUGUCUGUCUGUCUGUCUACCUGUUUUUCUUUUGCUUUGUCUGUGUAUAUGUAAUUAUCGUUUGUAUUAUUUAUUUGUGUGUACUUAUCAGUGGCCUCUGGGGAACUGCCACCAAUUACAAUUUAGUAAAGACAGGGAGCGUGUUAGAAGAUGUGUUUUGAUAAGGACUUGAGUGUGAGUUUCAGGAUAAUAUCUCCCUCAGGCAGGGUGGCAUACAGUUCACUUCUUGUGCACUCUGUUUCCAUGGAGCUCGUAUCUUUUUCCACAUAGCACGUAACAGUACUUGGUUACGGUGCAGAAACAGAUCUGGAGAAACCACACAGCCAAUUGACUCGGAAGAACCAACACAACAACGGACAGUUGUACUACUCAAAUCAUAGAGAUCCUUAGUUGUUUGAACUUUAAAUAAACAAUAGAGAAGUUCUAUGAAGCUUUUCUAUGAGAUGUACAUCUAAGAGACAUUUACAGCCUCGAUUUCACCUGCAGUGCGUUUUAUUCCCCAAUCUGUAAGGCGUUUACUGCAUCUUUCUGUCCGAGCCUUAUAAAUCAGAUGGCAUUUCAAGAGCCGUUUACAUCAGAGAGAUAUACGUUCGUCAAGCGAGACGAUCCGACCGACGUAACCUUUUAUCAAAUACCCUUCACUUUCCAUUUCAUCACGUAGUUCUCGCAACAAAGAUAGAACGAGAGAGAUAACGGGAUAACUGUAGUCUUGCGUCCCAGAUGGUGCGUAUCCCGAAGCCUUUGACUAAAUUAAGCGUCAGGGGAUAACCAUUUAUGUAAUUAUCUUACAGAUCAAUUAAUUAACACUUACAGAAUGUGCCAAAUAGAUUUCUGCAGCGAUAUCAAAAUAAAGUAGGCUUUAUGAUCGUUCAACUAGUUCAGUCACGUUGAUAUAAAAAGAACAAAGAGAGACGUGAGAGCCGAGAGUAUGUGAGAACUGGGCCAGAGCCUUAGGAACACACACAAAAUCAAACUGUAGGGAGCAAAAACAGCCCUCACCUAGCAUUUAUCAGCUCUGACGAAAAGAACAAACUGUGCUUACCUAACACUGUAAGCAAAUAUUGAAGAUUAAGAUCAUUCCAAACUAAAGCUAGCCUAUAUCGACAACUGAAUAUGUGGUUAUAAUAGGUAUUUCUUAAAAUAGGCUUGUGUGCUUACGCCCAUUUCAUUAAGCAUUUUAUCAUUUUGCCUAAAGUGUAUCAAUAACAUUCUUUAUUUAUGUCCUGUGUUGAAGAAAUACGAUUUUACUUUAGUAAUGUUGAAGUAGAUAAUCAGAGAUGCUGAUGUGGGUUCCCUCUGGGAUUUCUGAUGGGCUUUUAGUAAUGUUAUGUGUUCUGUGUGCAUGUCAAAUCAGGUCUGCGGUUAAUAUUAGUUUUGUUCAUCAAAACGAUUAGACAAAAGGUUCAUUCACGCCACGUCGCAAUUGCCUUAAGAAGCCUGAACUGUAAAAAGCCUUCAUGUUGUUGUAGAAUUUGUAAUUACAGCGUGUAAACUCAUAAUUUUCUGAGAGCUACGACUUGUACCACGUGGCCGCCGUGCCACCUGACCACUGCAGAUUUAAGAUGUGUUCGACUUGAAGCGGCGCUGUGCAGACCGGUCGGUGUAUGACGUCAAAGUAGGGCUGAAAGUAACGAUUAUUUUUCCAAUCGAUCGAUCAAUCAAUUAAUCAAUCAACCAUUUUUCCAAAUCAAUCAAUCAAUCGGUUAUUUUUUCGAUUAAUCUGAUUAUCUCCCCUGUAUAACUGUAACUAAUUUAUGUAUUAACUUUUACCUCAUGAUAUUAUUUAUUAUAAAAGAUUAUGCAGUGUAGGCAUAAUUAGGAAAGGUGUUUACUAGACCUUUUCAAUGGCAUCCACCAUCCGCUGUAAAAAGCUCCAGAUCACUUAUUUUCCACAGCUCAUAUUGUCUGGAGCUUUUUGUCUGCUGAAAUGUGCCUGAAAGAUAUUUUGCAGUGUUUUGUCAGGAGAACAAUCCCAAAACACAUGAAAUAACAGUACAACCCACUGAAGAGACGAACAGUCUAUCCCUCACAGCGUUGUAAAUCAAAGAUGGCGCAGCCGUGUAUAAGGUCUAUGGCUGUGUACAGUCACUUUUUGGGGAUUUAGCAGCAGCUGUUUACAAGUGUGAAUCCUGAAAUGUUUGUUCGUUCAUUCAGGAGAUUAAAGUAGCUGCUUGAAUAUGUCCAUUCAGCUAAUUAUAUGAUCAAACAGGUGAAGUCACAAGCGCAUUACUAACUAACUUUAGCGCAGCGAUAACCAUAGCGACAGUGUUAAACAUGGCAGUGUCUAUUAAACCGUUAAGUUUUACAACGAUUGACAGAGCGUAAUUAAAUAAAUGAGUCCAAUCGAGGCGUGAGUUCAUCCAUUAGAUAUUUGAAAUAACUACCAACAGCGUUCAAUGCUUUAAGCGUUUCGCACCAGCUCGUAUAAAACAGAAUGCUGUUUGAAAGCAGCUGUAUUAAGCCCAGAAUAUUAAACUGACAACGGUAUUCUAGUGCUGUGUAAAACUUAGCUGUCCAAAUACUCACGCUGGCGUGUCGUCGUUUUGAAGUAAGAGAGCCUCGGGAUGUUUUCUUUCUUUUCAGACGCUCCUGCACCGAAGUUGUGCUGCUAUGGUAGGCCUGUGUCAUUUGGGGUGUACAGAGCGUGUAGAGCACCAUUUUAUUUGGUCUCUGUUUAAAAAAAAUUCCCAUACCGUAAAUCGGGCCAGAUAUUUUUGUAAUAACGGCAGAUUUUUCCCUUCAGCCACCAUCAUUGGGAAAUAUAAACAGCGCAGCGAAUCGACGCAUUUUACUCAAAUCGACCAAUUUACGUAAUCGACGUAAUCACGCAGCCCCACAUCAAAGGACUGUGAGAGGGAUUAUAAAGCAUACAGAGCUGUAUUUAUGGUAAUAACAACAUGGCGUGAAUGCAGCAAAAGAUCAAAUGUGAAUUUGUAAAAGCAUCAAUAAAAAAGUCUUUUUAAAAGUUUCCGGUUAGACAAUUACAUUGUGUAGUCAGCGGCUUGAAAAUAUGCUUGUGUGUGUGUGUGUCUUUUAUUUUUUCCCUGCAGAAUCGGCAAUAAAUCAUUCAAAAUACUACCAGGAAUGUGUAUUUAAAAAGCAAAUUUGAUUUCAUGAUGUUAAAUUUGAUUUGUUUGAUUUCAUGUUGACUUUAUCACACAGGUAGGCUACUAGUCAUCCAUAAAAGGCUACGAUGAAGUCAUGUCGAUCAGUUUUGUGUCAUUUGAGUGUAUUUUCUUGAUACAACACUGUCUGUUAUGCUGAAACUCUGUUAAACAUACCCCAAGCAGCUGUAACGAAGCACGUGGGCUACCCCAGAAACCUGGUGUGCGUUUCCACUUAGCUUUUAGGGGGCUUUGACACCGGGCACCGAAUCUGGGUGCGAUUGUUCCCGGCGCCCCCGACAUCGUUGGUCUGGUUUCACACUCAGGCCCUGUCCCAAACGGUACCCUAAGCCCUCGCAAUCUUCCUCCGAGUCCACACUUUCUUGACGUGUAGCCGCUUUGACUGUCGGGUAGAAGAGCUCGCGGCUUUGCGGGCUCUGCAAAAGUGCACAUCAAGUGCGCAUAACGGCCGCAACGACGGGGGCACUCGUGAGCACUCUUCUGAAACUUAAAAUGACAAAUGGGACAUGAAGUGUACCAUUAGGGACAAGGCCUCACUUGAUUUAAUUGAACCCCGGUGCACUUGCAUACACAAACCAAUGUGAUCACAAAUGGGCUGUUUUAGACACUCGUCGUCGUAUAUUUUGAACCCGAUCCCACAAUUCCGUCAACCCGUUAUCACCUUUGAAAACGUGCGCUGAAAGUUCAGAUGCGACGAUAACUGUUAUUUUUGUGGGGUCAAACUCAUCAGGUACCCCUGAUGACGAAAGGGCAUUUUUGGGAGGACGCCCAGCAUCCUAAAGCCAGCUGCCAUGGCAACACUGGCCACGAGCCCAUUAAGGGCUUCACCUCCUCUGCGGUCCACGACGGGAGAGGCGAUAGAGAAAUCACACCUGCCGAAGAGCCGCAUUCAUCCGUCAACGAGGUCAGAUGCGAUUCAAGAGGGAGCAGAUUUGUAGUUUUUUCCUCCCACCCAAAGAGAAGCCAAAGGAGCGACCUGGAAGGAAGGAAAGAAGGAAAUGUUCCUAAACGGCACGCAAACUGUUCAUGUCAGCAUAAGAACGAGGCAUAUUUAGGCCAAGUCCUGAAACGUUUAUCUGUCAGACCGCAUCGCGCUCCUGACUCGACGCAUUUCGGCUUUAAAGGCCAAAGGCAGCUCAGGGCGGUAGCCUGAAGUGCAAAAAGGCCUUUAGUAACACACUUAUGCGAACAAGCGCAGAACCACGCAGUUGAAGAUGAAUGCGGUUGUCCAGCAUCAAAAAAAAAAUGUAGUUGAUGGUGUGUAGGGAAAUUCUUUCAGAACUGUGGACAGCAAGAUUUCCAUUGAAUAAAUUUUAAUUGUGUUGUGUUGUUAAAAAAAGACUUUGGAUAUAGUGCCAAAGUUGCACGGGGAGCAUUUUUAUCCUUUCAGAACAGUAUACUGUAAACCAGGUCUAGGCAACUCUGGGCCUUGAAAUUCCCUUUCCUGCAGAGCUAAGCUCCAACUAUAAUAAAUCACACCUGAACGAGCUAAUCAAGGUCAUCAGGAUUACGGGCUUUUGAGUUUGAUUUAGUUGGCCAGGCCCGCUGUAAAGCUAAAGAAUGUCGUACGGGUGAGUAGUCUAUGACAGGUUUUGGGAGAAGGAUUCCUUUAAUAACAAAGGCGACAUGUAUUUCUUCCGCAAAUUACGUUUGCUCGCACAGCUUCAGGAGCAGGAUCGCGUCCAAAGCUCCGCAGGCAAGGAUUUGGCAUCCGCUGUCUUGUUCUUUCUUUUUUUUUUUUCUUCAUACGCACACAGUUGGCCCUGCUCCACCUGACCUGACGAGAGCGAGCAAUAAAGUAGCCUCCGACACCGAGAGCAGCUGACAGGAACUCAGGCCAAGGUUCAGGUAACUGAGGCAGGGGGAUGCACAUGUGAGUCAGAGAUGAGCAAAGCCUCAUAGAAACGGCAUGUCCAAUGACAAUGGCAGGUACUGAUGGUGUGCUUUGUAUAUGGGUAAAAGGGUUUGAGUGGAGUUUUGACAAACUUCACUGGGAAAGUUGUGUUUACAAUGUACCAGGGUCAAUAUAGGAGGUGUGCUGCUUCUGUUGAAAAAAAGAACCUUUGAAGUUCGAUUGUGUAAAAUGUGUCAUGUGUUUGAAGGGUAUAACAAGCAGGGAUCCUGUGGUUGACCCAAUUUACAGUAGGUAUUUUUUGGUGCAAUUGUUGGUGGCAAGCACCAUGUCUUCCUCACACGAAAAACAGUCUGUAAUUAGACAAUACACUGUUAAUAUAUCGGUCACCAAUAAAACUGUAGCGCAGGGGUGUCCAAUCCUGCUCCUGGAGGGCCAAUGCCCUGCGGAGUUUAGGUGAAAGUUGUCAACACACCUGCCUGGAAGUUUGGAGUAUGCCUUGUAAGACCUUGAUCGCCUGGUUCCAACCCUAAUUAAACACACCUGAACUGAACUCUGCAGGACUGUGGCCCACCAGGAGCAGGAUUGAAUUCAAGUGUAGAUUUUGUGCAGGCAUGCAUAUGUUGUGGUGACCAGGUCUUCAGGCCAAAAAAGAACAAGAGAACACAAGAGAACACAAGAGAAGUGAUGUGUACUUGAAUAACCAAUAUAUCAUGGGAAUAGAAGGGAACAUCACCUGCCCUAUUCCAAAUAUCAGUUAUGUGUGUAAAGGGCAAAAAAGAAAGGAAAGAGGUAGACCUAGGCUAGAGUCAAAUUGGACGGGCUGGAGGAGGAUGUGACGGGUUAUAUAAUGGUUUGCGAAGUGUGUUUGUUUUCACUUGACCUCCAGCUGCAUUUCACCAGAACAUAAGAGCUGAGAAUGUAAUAAGAGGAAAAUGUAGUUCAUGCUGCAGAAGAUGUGGUUUGGGUGAUAUGAUGUGUGAUAAAAUUGAAAACUAGACCUGUCAGAGGCCUGUGGGAAAUUAAGUGCAGGGAGAUGUACCUCCCUGCGCCGUCAAGUUUAAUGUUAACGAAGCAAACCUAUCUACUUAAUGAUCAACUUUUUCUGACAAUUCUUAUGAGUUGUUUGAGGGUUGGCUCCAAGGUAGAUGUCCAGGAAUGUGAUUGAGCACCCCUGUUUUCAAGCAAUGAAGGAUAGUGGCUGAUUGAUUGAGAAUGUAGCUGUGAGCGUGAAGGUCGUCACGCCAAUCAAGGGCCUGCCUGAUGUUCCCAUCACAAAAGGGUUAAUGAAAGGAAUGUGCUGUCUGCUCCAUGAGCAAGUAAGUGUACAGUGGGGUGAAUGGUGGAAUGACUUAAUAAAGAAAUGGUCUGUUUGUAACAUGAAAGUCCCAAUGUAAUUUCCUAGGCCAACACAUUAACCACUGGGCCACACCUCAAUGCCAGUGGCACAUUGAAUCAAUGAGAUGUACAAUAUAUAAAGGGGAUUCUAGGCUCAGUGAAAUGCAAGUUGUGGUGUAGCAAGAGAUGUGUUGUCACAUCUCAGUGUCAGAGGUUGCUGUUUCAAAUCCCAGGAAGAUUAAGCAUGGGCAACUGACCAGAUGGAAGCUGGAGUAGUGUGUGUUUGACGGAAUAAGGUGAGUAAAUGUGUUCUUUGGGUCAGCAGCACAAUGAAAAGCAGUGUGUAUUUUGUCACGCUCAAGGAAAAAAAAAAAAAAAAAAGAAUUUACUAAGUAUUUAUACUUAGCCCGCUCCCACCCUCCUUCCUUCCUUCAUUUUAUAAUAAUAUAUAUAUAUAAGUCUUAACUGGCCUUAAAAAAAAACCCUCUUCCAAACCUUGCCCAAUAUAACCCAACCACUACACAUUUUGGACACCUCACUCAAGUCAGCAGCUCACCAGUACAGACUGCAACACUUCAAUUAGGUGUCCAAAGAGACGUACUACAAUGUAUAGUGCUUGGGAUACAGGGAGUAACGAUUGGAAGCACUAUACCCCUUCUGCUGUGUUCCACAUCAAAAAUGCCCAGCCUUUUCAAUUGCUUCAUUAAGCAACAAAUAUUGGAUUACACAUUUUCAAUUUGCACAGCUUUAGGAUUGCUCAUAGGCCUCCUUGAUCUCACCUUAUGCACAUCAGCAGAAGCUCAGAUCAAUGACACCUACGAUCAGUCACUUCCAAAAGUGCGCCUAAUUCAAACAAAACAAGUCAAUCUCCCCAUUUCUUCCAAUAUUUGCCCAAAACAUUGAAGCAAUUUUCUCCACACUGCUCAUUCUUCACCAGGAGCACAUAUUAGGCUUGUUAGAGAUGCAUCUGCACUGUGCAGACCUAUCAGAGUAUGACAUCAAAGUACUGCAAGACCAUUUGGAGAGCAUACAACUUUUACUUUUCAAUCACCCUCACACGGUACUUUGGUGUCAUACUCCAGUCAGUCUGCACGGCCCCAAUGCAUCUGGAACAAGCCUAAACUCACCUGACUCAAAUUCCUGCUCCAGCUCAAACAAAUUCACACUAAAUACAAUCCUGGACCAAAUCAUUUCUUCUACAAACACCGGAACACCCUUCUAACUCACAAACAACUUCAGCAAACUAUUGCUUCAGCUCGGACUGUACAAAUGUGCCGCACAGCUCUGCUUGACAAUGACAUUUGGACAUGACAGUGUGCUGUCUGUUCUCAUCAGCCAGCUGCCAACAGGAAGUGUCAGAAACAGACGGAGCAUGACCGCUGCUGUGUCAGCGCUGCAAUGCAUUACAGUGUCCUCUUCCCUCUUGCUCUCAAAAGCAUGCAUUCAAGAACCAGCAACCUUUUUUUCCUUCAACACUUUACCCUAAACUCCAGGUACAUCUACUUUCAUGCACAAGGGGGAACAAACCAAAAAAAAAAAAAAAAAAAACAACAUACAUUCACUCACAUCAAUCAUAUCAGGAUCAAUAACAGACAAGUCUGCCUUGGUGUUCAUUCAAUUUAUAUUCACAUUAACACAUUCAGUUACAGCACCUCUUCAUUUUGUAUCAUUACACAUUGACUUGUAAGCACAACAAACAAUUACAUUUUUCCCCCCAGACAAUGCUUUAAAAAAAAAAAAAACAA